AUUUUAAUCACAGACACACACGUGUACACUACAACUUUAUUCACCUAUUACUAAUCAAACAACUCGCUCUAACUGGCGCCAAACAGCUGCAGUUAACGAUGUUAUGAUAACUGAAUGUUAGCAUUAGCUGGCUAGCUGUAGGGGGCGCGAGUGAGCGCGGGAAAACCGCGAAGAAACACACGAAGAAGAAAAUGCGAUGAAAACAAACCGCCGCUCCUCAAAUUACAGCGACUAAUUAAUAUUUAUGUAAUUAUCCUCAUUACCGAGGCUCGGUUUAACGUCACAGCUCGACUCGCGCGCACUCAUUUAACAGCACGGCUCUGAAUUGGCGCCAAAAAGCAGCUGCACAGCUCGCGACAGAGCGUUAGCCGGUUAGCUUAGCUUCCACAGUGUUGACGUAGUUUGUUUAAAAACAAACAAACAAACAAACAAACAUGUCGGACGACUACGAGUUCAGCGACGACACCACCAUGAUGAGGAUGGAGGAGGACGGAGAGGCCAACAGCGACGACCCGAUGUCCGCGGCCGGGGACUGCGGCCUGAUGGGGGGCGAGGCCGAGGGGUCGCGGAUCGACGCCAGCAAGAACGAGGAGGACGAGGGGAAGAUGUUUGUAGGAGGACUCAGCUGGGACACGACCAAGAAGGAUCUCAAAGAUUACUUCUCCAAGUACGGGGAGGUCGUGGACUGCACGUUAAAGCUGGACCCCAUGACGGGCCGAUCCAGAGGGUUCGGCUUUGUGCUCUUCAAAGACCCGGAGAGUGUUGACAAGGUCGCCUCACAGAAGGAACACAAACUCAACGGAAAGGUCAUCGACCCCAAAAAAGCCAAGGCCAUGAAGAGCAAGGAGCCCGUGAAGAAGAUCUUUGUGGGCGGCCUCUCUCCAGACACGCCCGAGGAGAAAGUCAGAGAGUACUUUGGUGCCUUCGGAGAGGUGGAGUCGAUCGAACUCCCCAUGGAGAACAAAACAAACAAAAGACGAGGCUUCUGCUUCAUCACGUUCAAAGAGGAGGAGCCGGUGAAGAGCAUCAUGGAGAAGAAGUACCACAACAUUGGACUCAGCAAGUGUGAAAUCAAAGUGGCCAUGUCAAAGGAGCAGUACCAGCAGCAGCAGUACUGGGGAGGCAGAGGAGGAUACUCGUCCAGGUCUCGAGGCAGAGGCGGCGGUCCAAAUCAAAACUGGAACCAGGGUUACGGCAACUACUGGAAUCAAGGCUACGGCAACUAUGGCAACUACGGUUACAAUAAUCAAGGCUACGGAGGCUACGGUGGCUAUGAUUACCCAAGUUACAACAACUAUUACGGAUACGGCGAUUACAACGAUCAGUCCGGCGGAUACGGCAAGUCGCCACGUCGUGGUGGUCACACCAACAGUUACAAGCCGUAUUAACGGGGGGGUGGGGACAAACCGUCGUCUUCAAGUAGCGGAGCUUCCUUGCAGGCCAUCAUGAGCUGACUCCCCAGAUACUCUCACAGGGCCCGCUCAAUGCGGACCGGGUACGAGAAGCAUACACGCUCUCGAAUGCUGCCAUUUGGUAUGGUCUUACAACAUCCUGUAUCAGCAUUUCUAAACUAAAAAAACAAAACAAAUGUGGGACACGUCCAGCUUUGUCAUCUUUCUUUCCAUUUUGUUUUUAAUUUGUUUGCAACAAUAUUUAAAUAUAUACACAUGUAAUUGUCAUUUUUUACAGGCCCUUUACUCCCCCAACAACCAGUUAAUGAUUUAUAAAUAUGAAAGAAUAACUUGUAAUAAUUUGUUUUUCAAAGGAUACGUACAGCAUUCUCUGGACUUCCCAGUUCCUAUUGUUAAUAUAUGCAUUUUCUAAUCUUAUCCUAAAAUGCUUGUUUCUUUAUUUAGCUCUUGUAGCCAGUAGUCCAUGAGCUAAAACCUGGUUCGUAGUUGGACUCCACACUCUGUGUUUUUAUACUUUGUGUACAUGUACUUGCUCCUCUCUUUUGUCUUACUGACAGCUGAUGGAAAAGACUCUUUCUCUUUUUGUUAAUUCUCCUGUAAUGAAUUUUCCUCUUUUUCUUAUCUAUAUCUAUAUUUAUAUUUAUAUAUAAAAAAAAAAGAAAAGAAAAAAAACAAACAAGUGUCACUACAUUUCCAGAAAAAAUUUGCAUGUGAUGCUUUUCUUUAACGUGUAUUUAUACUCAUUUAUUUUGCACAAAUCAAAGGUUUUUCUUCCAUUUUUAGUAUUUUCACUUCAGGAUUUCUAGCUUAUGGACUAACUGUGUUUUUAAAAAAAAAAAAGAAAUGUUAAAUUUAAAUGUUCUCAGUUUGUUUUUUGUCUUUUUAUUUUAUAAACACGGGGGAUUCCUAUAAUAUUUUUCCUUUUUCUAUAAUUUAACUUCUUCUCUUGUCCGUUUCUUCGUUCAAUCUCGAGCUCAUUUUGUUUCUGUUUGUUUUUCGUAGGUGUCAGAGUGAUGAAGCUGUGCAGCUUUGACCAGAGAGACAUGAUGAUGAUGGUACCCAGCAAAGAUCAGUAGCUGGACUGUAAGAGAAUAAAUGAAGAGAGCACUUUGACCUACAGCACAUUUCCUCAAUAUUUACCCAAGUAUUUGUUGUAUCUUUCAAAACAAGUUUUUAGAUGUUCGGUUAGUCCGUGUUCCACGUCUUGUUUUUUUUGUUGUUUUUUUUGUAUUUAUUGUUCUCAUACGCUUCUUUGUGAACUGCUUCGUUUAUUAUUAUACGACUGAAAUGUUUUAGAUUCAUUUGAGAACAGCUCACGUGUAUACGGCAGUACUGAGGUAGCAAAAAAGAUGAAAAUAUAAGCUGCGUUGUUACAAUUUAUCCUCUUUAUCAUCAGUCAUAUAAUACAUAUGUUAUUACAGAGUUUGACGUUCAUAAACAUAACGUAUAUAAUAUAUAUAUACACACACACACACAGGUAAUUAUACAUAAAGAAAUGCGACAAAAUAAAAAUAAUAAACACUCGUUUGGAUUUGCGAUCCUUUGUGGUGAUCUUAAAGAGUCGCGUUAACGACUGUUGGAGUGUUCAAAGUGUUUCAGCCACAGAAAACAGAUUCUACGUCAAUAUUUUUGAUCUUGAAAUGAUCAGACUCAUUAAAAUGUUUGUUUGUU
Larimichthys crocea (large yellow croaker) is the source of this 3083-nucleotide messenger RNA. It is a transcript of the gene hnrnpd, whose product is annotated as heterogeneous nuclear ribonucleoprotein D. The transcript has 8 exons. NCBI's taxonomy places the organism in Eukaryota, Metazoa, Chordata, Actinopteri, Sciaenidae. Gene Ontology annotation, cellular component: nucleoplasm; chromatin. The record is from RefSeq and is a predicted model, not a curated record. Bases 435 to 1388 code for a protein of 317 amino acids. Gene Ontology annotation, molecular function: RNA binding. Gene Ontology annotation, biological process: regulation of gene expression.